Molecule: messenger RNA, 166 nt
Organism: Ambispora leptoticha
Lineage: Eukaryota; Fungi; Glomeromycota; Glomeromycetes; Archaeosporales; Ambisporaceae
Source: the annotation of a GenBank genome assembly
AUGAAUAUUCAUUCGAUAUAUUUCAAAAAUACCCACACAAAACAUGCUAAAAUCGAUCCUAAAACAAAAUAUCCGUAUACUAUAUACACUACCCAACCCACCGAAAACUCUAAAGCUGAUGCCCCUAUUUUUAAUGCUUCAACGUUGAUCCUCGAAACGUUCCAAG